Messenger RNA from Nicrophorus vespilloides, 1412 nucleotides. Its product is annotated as juvenile hormone epoxide hydrolase 1-like. The record is from RefSeq and is a predicted model, not a curated record. The transcript has 3 exons. NCBI's taxonomy places the organism in Eukaryota, Metazoa, Arthropoda, Insecta, Coleoptera, Silphidae. Gene Ontology annotation, molecular function: epoxide hydrolase activity. The annotation marks the transcript as partial. Gene Ontology annotation, biological process: epoxide metabolic process.
CCUUGUGAACUUUAUUCAAAUUUACCAUUGAGUAUAAAUAUAUCAAUAUGCUGAUUUUGAUAACAGUUCAAGACAUGAAUAUGAAGAGUGCUAUAGCAAUCACUUUGAUUGGGGUAUUUGUAGGUGUAGCAGUUUGGAAUGUCUUCAAAUCAGCUGACAUUUCGGCCGUGGAGGAGAAGUACUGGGGACCCGGAGACCCUCACGAAGACAACAAAGCUAUAAUGCCUUUCGAAAUAAAUAUAUCUAAGCAAGUGUUAAAUGAUUUGAAAACCCGUUUGAACAAUCGGAAAAAUUUGACAAAAUCAUUGGAGAAUUCCAAUCACCAUUACGGGUUGAAUGCUGAUCUAGUUGAUGAGGUAAUGGAUUAUUGGAAGGAUGACUACGACUGGAGGAAACGCGAGGAGUACUUAAACAAAUUUCCGCAAUUUGUAACUGAAAUCCAAGGAUUGAAGAUACAUUUUAUACACGCCAAACCGGCAAGUUAUGCGAAGAAGACUAUUCCAUUAUUGAUGAUACACGGUUGGCCCAGUUCUGUAUUUGAAUUCUAUGAUAUUAUACCAAUGCUAACAGAAGUGCAACCAGGCAGAGAUUUUGCAUUCGAAGUGAUUGUUCCUUCCAUACCGGGUACUGCUUUCUCCAGUGCCGCUUCCAAACAAGACUUUGGAGUAGUUGAGGUCUCUGUGGUUCUUAAUAACUUGAUGAAAAAGAUCGGAUUCGAUAAGUAUUACGUGCAGGGUGGAGAUUUAGGUGGCGUAUUGGUGCCCUACCUAGGAAUAAUGUUUCCGGACCAAGUAUUGGGUAUUCACAGCAAUAUGUGCUAUUCUUUGAAACUUAUAUCAAAAGUUAAAUUGGUCCUGGGAAACAUUUUUCCGAGCUUAUUCAUGACCGAAGAUGAAGCGUCUAAAUCAUAUCCGAUUUACCGUUUUGCACAUAAAGUCCUUUUAGAAACAGGAUACAUUUUUAUGCACAUUACAAAACCCGAUAUGAUGGGGUACGCUUUAAACGAAUCCCCGACGGGUUUAGCCGUGUUCAUUUUGGAAAAAUUUGCUGGCAUGAACAUGGAAGAUAUAAGGGAUUUGCCUGAUGCAGGUCUAAAGAGUAAAUAUACUAUUGAUAAGUUAUUGGAUAAUAUUAUGAUUUAUUGGGUCACAAAUUCCAUAACAUCAGGAAUGCGGAUUUAUGCAGAUUCUUACAGCAUUAAACAAAGAAAAUAUGGAAUGAAUAGCAUUUCCGUAAAAGUACCAAGUGCUUGCGCCAGGUUCGAAAACGAAGUAUUCUAUCAAUCUGAAUGGUUAAUAAGAGAUGCUUUUGAAAAUCUGGUACAUUUGAUGGAUUACAAAUCUGGAGGACACUUCCCAGCAUUGGAAGUCCCCAUGUUAUUAGCUGAAGAUAUUUUUAAUGCUAUCGAAAAG